Zonotrichia leucophrys gambelii is the source of this 1514-nucleotide messenger RNA. RefSeq names its product annexin A8-like. Gene Ontology annotation, biological process: negative regulation of serine-type endopeptidase activity; endosome organization; endosomal transport. Gene Ontology annotation, cellular component: cytoplasm; sarcolemma. The transcript has 13 exons. Gene Ontology annotation, molecular function: calcium-dependent phospholipid binding; calcium ion binding. The record is from RefSeq and is a predicted model, not a curated record. The coding region runs from base 219 to 1199 and encodes 326 amino acids. NCBI's taxonomy places the organism in Eukaryota, Metazoa, Chordata, Aves, Passeriformes, Passerellidae.
AUUAAGCAACUUGAACUCUCCCUGUGAGCUCAUACGUGGAAAACAGGUUGAGCCAUGUGGGAGGGUGUUGCCCAGUGGAAUUUGUAGAUAAGGAUGCUUUAUACCUGCGUGUGCCCGAGAGGCCAGUUACAUUCUGCGGCUUCCAGAGGGAACGAGCCUCCAGAGGAGUACAGUUAUUCCAUUUUUCUUGUGAGCCAGGUAACACUACUGAGACCGCAAUGGCAUGGUGGAAGGCCUGGAGUGAAGCAGAGGGCAGGUCUGUGGCAGGUACUUUACAUUUUAAUGCUGCACCUGAUGCUCAGACUCUGUACAACGCCAUGAAAGGGCUGGGGACUGAUGAACAAGCUAUAAUUGAUGUCCUAACCAAGAGGAGCAAUGUGCAGCGUCAAGAGAUUGCCAAAUCCUUCAAAGCACAGUUUGGAAAGGAUCUGAUUGAAAGCCUGAAGUCUGAAUUGAGUGGCAACUUUGAGAGGCUCAUUGUAGCUCUCAUGUACCCCCCAUUCAAGUAUGAUGCCAAGGAGCUGUAUGAUGCCAUGAAGGGCGUGGGAACAAGAGAAAGUGUUAUCAUAGAGAUCCUGGCAUCUCGGACAAAAGCGCAGAUCAAGGAGAUAAUCAAGGCGUACAAAGAAGCAUACGGUUCUGAUCUGGAGCAAGACAUAAAAUCAGAAACGAGCGGCUACUUGGAGCAGAUUCUGGUUUGCCUUCUUCAGGGUGAGAGGGACAAUGCCACCCUCUAUGUGGACACAGCCCUGGCUCUUCAGGAUGCAGAGGCUCUCUAUGCUGCUGGAGAGAAGAUUCGGGGCACUGAUGAGAUCCAGUUCAUCACCAUCCUGUGCAAAAGGAGUGCCACACACCUAAUGAAAGUGUUUGAAGAAUACCAGAAGCUGGCUGGUAAGAGCAUAGAAGACUCUAUCAAGAGUGAAACUCGUGGUUCACUUGAGGAUGCCAUGCUCGCUAUUGUGAAAUGCACCAGGAACAUCCGUUGCUACUUUGCAGAGAGGCUGUACAAUGCUUUAAAGGGGGCUGGCACCGAUGAUGGGACUCUGAUAAGGGUGCUUGUUUCUCGAAGUGAAGUUGACCUAAAUCUUAUCAAGCCUGAAUUCCAGCGCAUUGCAGGAAAGCCUCUCUCCACUAUGAUUUCGGAGGAUACCAGCGGCGAUUACAAGACAGCCUUGAUGAAUCUCUGUGGCAGUGACUGACAGACUCUAGGAGGAAGAUGCUGAAAAGGAUACAUAGAGAAGAUUAACAGUGAACAAGGCUCUGAAAAUGUACUUGUAGAAAAUCUUUCCAUUGAUCCAAGUGGGGGUGAAAAGAAGAUCAAAUUAAUGGCUGAGAUUUCCAAAGCUCUCUGAGGGAUGUGGAUGCUCAUUACACACUGAAUGUUAUCCACUUCCCAAGCACAGGGGGGAAUGUUAAUUUCUUGUUUCCAUUUUCUUCUUUGAAGUUUUCCUUGUAUCUUAACCCAUGGUGAAGGAUGGCACUUGACAUGGAAUUAAAGGUUCUUUUAAAUCCUC